UCGAUAUUACAGAUUGUAAAUAGAGAAAUGGCCAUGCGAUUGAGAGGCAGCCGAACCGAUCGAGACAUGUGUUAUUGUUGAAGAGCUUUGGCCGGUGUUGUUUACGAAAAUGGAAAAAAAGCAAAAGACGAAGCCUCACAUUAUUAUGAAGGAACACGGGAUACCGAAUGCUUUCGAAUAUGAUAACCUGUUACACUUGAAUGAUGAUUGGAGCAUUGAUAAAUUUAAAGAGACAUUUCAGAUAAAUAUAGUGAACGAGAGUGAAAAUAAGUGCGAAUUGGAGUUUGACUUGAUUGGAUGCUCUUGCGCUUUAGCUAAUACGUAUCGAAGAAUUUUAUUGAGCGAGGUACCAUCGAUGGCUAUAGAGAAAGUAUAUAUGUUAAACAAUACUAGUUUAAUACAAGACGAAGUACUUGCUCAUAGAUUAGGGCUUUUACCAUUGAAAGCGGAUCCAAGAUUAUUCGAAUAUCCUUCGAAGAUCGUUAACGAGGAGGAGGAAGUCAGCGACCAAGAUACAUUGCGUUAUGAAAUUAAAGCGGUGUGCAAAUGGAAUUCACAAGCGCCUAAGGAUUCCAGAAGACCCGAUGACAUUUAUACCGGCAAUAAUGUUUACAGUCGAGAUAUAAAAUGGGUACCCAUUGGAAAGCAAAGCGAAUUGUAUCCACAGGGGGAAAAGCAAUUUAGCAUGAUAGCGGAUGAUAUUUUAAUUUGUAAAAUGAGACCGAAUCAAGAGAUUCAUGCAUUUAUGCACGCUGUGAAAGGUAUAGGCAAAGAUCAUGCAAAAUUUUCUCCAGUUGCUACCGCCACAUACAGACUUCUACCAAAUAUUCAAAUCGUUAAACCAAUAAGAGGAGAAAUGGCGGAAAGAUUUAAAAAUUGUUUUAGUCCAGGUGUGAUAGAAUUGGUAGAAAUUUCAAAGGGCACGGUAGAAGCAAAAGUUAAAGAUGCUAGAUACGACAGCUGUUCUAGGAAUGUAUUUCGUCACGAUGAUUUGAAGGACUGCGUUCAAUUAGGAAGAAUACCCGAUCAUUUUAUAUUUACUAUCGAAUCAGUCGGGGCUCUACCAUCGUCGGUAUUGUUUAUCGAGGCUGUCAAAGUGCUGAAAGAAAAGUGCAAAACAUUUAUAGAAGAACUGGACAAUAUCGAUUGACAUAGACACAGAGCGAGUGAUUUUUACUAUCGUAAAUGAA
Molecule: messenger RNA, 1190 nt
Organism: Ceratosolen solmsi marchali
Lineage: Eukaryota; Metazoa; Arthropoda; Insecta; Hymenoptera; Agaonidae
Gene: Polr1C
Product: RNA polymerase I and III subunit C
Exons: 7
Coding region: 110-1150 (346 amino acids)
Biological process (GO): DNA-templated transcription
Cellular component (GO): RNA polymerase I complex; RNA polymerase III complex
Molecular function (GO): protein dimerization activity
Source: RefSeq, a predicted model, not a curated record